AUGCCAACUACGCGGCGGCAGCACCAAGCGUCUGCUUCGGACCCUGCCCCGGAGGCAGCACAUCAGCCUUCUCGUGGAGCCGAUGAUAUAAUUUCGCGAGGAACCCAGGCUGCCAAGGAGGAGACACCGAAGAGGUCACCCAGCGCAAACACGUUCAGGUCGGCAACAGCAAGGAGAUCGUGUUCAUCUUCGUCUAGCGCUAGACGGAAGCAAUUGGAACUAAAAGCUGAACAGGCGAAGGCCGAGAUAAGAAUGCAGCUCAUAGACAAACAGCUGGAGGCAGAUCUAGCACAGUUGGAAGAGGAGGAGGUGGCUGAUGACGUCACCGAAAGUCGGUUUGUUGCAGACGAACGUACGAAAGAAAGUGUAAGGGAAUGGUUGGACCGUAGCCAAGGGGAACCUUGUGCAGCCCUCGAGCCACGUGCUCGGACCUAUCCGACGUUCCUGACCACCGAUCAGCCUUCACGGGAGGCUACAUCUGACGUCCAACAACUGGCACAUGUACUGAAGGAAAUGAUGACCCAAACGAGUUCACAGCGAGAGGACAGGCUCCUAAGUCGCCUCGCCACCCCACGAGAUCUUCCCGAAUUUCACGGUGACUAUGUUGAGUGGCUUCACUUCAAAAAUGCUUACGAGGAGUCCACGAAAAUAUGUAAAUUUAGUGACAGUGAAAACUUGUGGCGGCUAAGAAGAUCGCUUCGCGGCGCAGCCAAGGAAGCGGUGGCAGACCUGCUCAUCGGCAACACGGUGCCCUCGCAGGUGAUGGACACGCUGGAACUGAGGUUUGGACGCUCUGAUUUUAUUGUACACACAAUCACAACACAGCUAAAGAAGCUACCACCAUUACCCUUAUUUUAUCAAAGCAACUUAGUAGAAUUUUCCACUAAAAUAAUUAAUUCAGUUGCCACAUUACGAGCAUUAAAAAAGGAAGAAUAUCUUAGAAGUCCAGAGUUAAUAAAUGCAGUUAUAUUUAAAUUGCCCAGCACUUUGCUUAGUAAAUGGACAGACUAUGCUUACAGUAAGCGCUUAGAUAAUUUACCUAAGCUUACAUUAUUAGCUGAAUUUUUAAAACAAGAAUCACAGAUAUUACUAAGCGUGGGAACUAUUCCAUUGGAUAAUUAUAAUAGUCAACAGACAGAAAACAAGACACGAAAAAGACACAAGGUAUUUAAUUUGAGUACUACAGACUAUAAUGCCAAUGAGUUAUGCAAAUUUUGUAAUAAAUCAGUACAUAAAUUAACGGAUUGUCGAAUAUUUCGGCGUGCAUUACGGCGGGACAGAUGGAAAUUUGUAAAAUCGCAAGGUCUUUGCUUCGUUUGUUUACAUCGACGACACACCGCCGCCAUGCAAUGCAAUGCACCGCCAUGCGACGUCGAUAAAUGCGGACUUCAACAUCAUCGCUUAUUACAUUUUAAUAAAGGAGCUGUACACGCGCCGGCCGACGCGCGAGCCGCUGAUCGCUCGCGUUCGCCCGCGCCGCCUAGUGGGCGCGAACCGCCCGCGCCGCCGGCGCCGGAGUCCCUGUCAGCGCAGUCGCCGUCGCCCGCCGCGGUGGGCACGGUGGCCAAUCUAGCCGCUGGUUCCAGUGCUCCGCGCGACGAAGUGUUGUUAAAAGUGGUGAGAGUGAAAUUACGCGGUCCGUCCGGAAUUGAACUUAUAUCUCAUGCCUUACUGGACGAUGGUGCCUCGGUGUCAGUGAUAGACGCGAACUUAGCCGACCAGUUAGGCCUAGUGGCUAGCGAAUCUAGUGCGGUAAGAUUCGUCGACGCGUUCGGUAUAGAAGUGUAUCAGGCGGACACGCCUAAGGUUACGGUGGACAUUAGCAGUACCGAUAGUAAUAAUAUUUAUAAUUGUAAAAUUCAAUUACGCAAAGUGUCAAAGCUCAAUUUACCUAUGCAAAAUUUGUCUGUUAUAAAUAACAUUAAUUGUAAACAUUUAACAUGUAUAAAGGGUUAUGUUUGUAAAGAGAAUGUUAUUCCGAAAUUGUUAAUAGGCGAAGAUAAUUAUCAUAUUAUUGCACCUUUACAAAUAAUUAGUGGAAGCAAAAAUGAACCUUAUGCUACUCGAUGCAGGUUAGGUUGGUCUAUUCACGGCUACAGCGGUCGCACUCACACUCCCUCCGCGCGUAGUAUCUUCUAUCUCGCUCACUCUGACGGCGAGAAGCUUAAUGAGUUAAUAACAAAUUCUUUCGCUAUAGAUUCGAUUGGAAUAUCACCGUUACGUCGUGAGAAUAAAGCUCACAUUCGUGCGGUUGACAUUUUAGAUAAAUCUUUUCGUAAAGUAGAUGAACAAUAUGAAGUUUGUUUACCAUUUAAGAGUGACGAAUUUACUAUGCCUGAUUCCUACGAUAAUGCUUUGUCUCGAAUGAUUUCAUUAAACAAAAAAUUUAACAACAAUAGGGAUUAUGCUAACAGGUACAGCAGAGAAAUUAAAAAAUUGUUCGACGAAGGUUAUGCGAGGGAAAUUAAGAGCAGCGAGCAGUCAUCGAGUCAUGUAUGGUAUUUACCACACUUUGGCGUACAGAACCCUAACAAGCCUGGGAAGUUGCGACUAGUGUUCGACGCAGCAGCUAAGUUAGAACGCGGUUCGUGGAAGCAUGGCGUAGUGAGUGCGGCCCAUGCCGGAGAGGACGGCAGAGUGCGUUGCGUUGAUGUGCAAACGCGCACGGGCGUUUUAAAGCGUCCAGUAACUAGAGUAGCAUUGCUUGAGGUAUAGGUUUGUAGUGCUGAGGAGUCAGCACUAGGGGGCGGUGUUGACGAUAGAACUUAAAAG
This is a messenger RNA of Papilio machaon (common yellow swallowtail), 2772 nucleotides long. RefSeq lists its product as uncharacterized. Lineage: Eukaryota; Metazoa; Arthropoda; Insecta; Lepidoptera; Papilionidae. The record is from RefSeq and is a predicted model, not a curated record. The transcript has 2 exons. Bases 1 to 2715 code for a protein of 904 amino acids.